Messenger RNA from Apodemus sylvaticus (European woodmouse), 1011 nucleotides. Its product is annotated as olfactory receptor 11H6-like. The transcript is spliced from 3 exons. The coding region runs from base 1 to 1011 and encodes 336 amino acids. Gene Ontology annotation, molecular function: G protein-coupled receptor activity; olfactory receptor activity. Gene Ontology annotation, biological process: G protein-coupled receptor signaling pathway. NCBI's taxonomy places the organism in Eukaryota, Metazoa, Chordata, Mammalia, Rodentia, Muridae. The record is from RefSeq and is a predicted model, not a curated record. Gene Ontology annotation, cellular component: membrane.
AUGAGCAGAAAGAUCAGAGCUUUGGGAUCCAAGAACAAUACAAUACAUUUUGUGACUGAGUUUAUCCUCCUGGGUUUCAGUAACCAGGGGAAGAUGCAAAGUUUCUUCUUCUCCUCAAUUCUGAUUCUUUACCUCCUGACCUUGCUGGGGAAUGGAGCGAUUGUUUGUGCUGUGAGGUGGGAUCAGAGGCUCCACACACCCAUGUACAUCUUCCUGGGAAACUUUGCCUUUUUAGAGAUAUGGUAUGUCUCUUCCACCAUUCCAAACAUGCUGGUCAAUAUCCUCUCUGAGAGUAAGACCAUCUCCUUCUCUGCCUGCUUCCUCCAAUUCUAUUUCUUUUUUUCACUUGGUACAACAGAGUGUUUCUUCUUGUCAGCUAUGGCUUAUGACCGAUACCUGGCUAUCUGUCGACCAUUACACUACCCCUCUAUCAUGACUAGAAGGUUCUGUGUCAUCCUGAUUUGUAUCUGUUGGGUGAGUGGAUUCCUCUGCUAUCCAGUCCCAAUUGUUCUCAUCUCCCAGCUUCCUUUCUGUGGACCUAACAUCAUCGACCACUUUGUGUGUGACCCAGGACCAUUGUUUGCGCUCUCCUGUGUACCCGCUCCUUCCACUGAGCUUCUCUGUUAUACCUUCAACUCAAUGAUUAUUUUUGGGCCCUUCUUCUCCAUCUUGGGAUCCUACACUCUAGUACUCAGAGCUGUGCUUCGAGUUCCUUCUGGUGCCGGUCGAACUAAAGCUUUCUCCACAUGUGGAUCCCACUUAGUGGUUGUGUCUCUGUUCUAUGGAACUCUUAUGGUGAUGUAUGUGAGCCCAACAUCCGGGAACCCUGCAGGAAUGCAGAAGAUCGUUACUCUGAUUUACGCAGCCUUGACACCCCUCUUAAACCCUCUCAUCUAUAGUCUCCGAAACAAAGACAUGAAAAAUGCCUUAAAGAAAGUUUUUUUUGGAAACAGUUCUAUUAGAAACAUGAAACCAGAUAUAACGGAAAAUAUUCCAGACACAACUUCAUGA